Messenger RNA from Helianthus annuus (common sunflower), 1578 nucleotides. Its product is annotated as auxin-responsive protein IAA26. Lineage: Eukaryota; Viridiplantae; Streptophyta; Magnoliopsida; Asterales; Asteraceae. The record is from RefSeq and is a predicted model, not a curated record. Gene Ontology annotation, cellular component: nucleus. Gene Ontology annotation, molecular function: protein binding. The transcript is spliced from 6 exons. Gene Ontology annotation, biological process: regulation of DNA-templated transcription. Bases 604 to 1356 code for a protein of 250 amino acids.
UAAGUGUGUGAAAAGAGAAUAUUUUUAUGCCUUUUAAUGUUUGGUUCAGGAAGAAACAAGGCACGCUUUGCUUGUUGAAACAAACAACAUAUAUAUUGGGAAGAAAGAUGGUUGCGUGUCUCUAGUAUAUAUCUACGUGUUGCAUACACACACAUUCACUGUGUGUUUUGAGUGAAAAAGAAUCUCUCUUUCUCUUAUUUCCUUUACUCUUUUCCUCAUUUUUGCUUCAUAUUUCUACUACCUUGUUCCUCCCUAUUGGUCUAUGCUCUGCAAUCUUCAAGAUUUGAGACAGACCAGACCUCUAGAGACACCCAUAGCUAUCUCUAUAGCCAUAAAGCACACACACAGACACAGAAAAUAGGGAAAUAAUCAAGAAAAGAUAUUCUGUGUCUUGCAAAUCCCAAAAAGAAAUUAACUUUUUACCACCCUAUUUCCAUCACCCAUCUGGAGUUCUGUUAUAUUAAUUUCAUAGAGCUUUCAUUACAUCUUGCUGGUGUUCUUCAUAGCAAGAAAGUCUUGUUCUAGCAGUUGGGUUUGUGAAAAAGACACUUUCUUUGGUUGAUUUUUGCAAAAUCUUGAAACAUUCUUGAAGAAAAAGUCAAAAUGGAUGGUGGGUAUUCAAGGAUCAAAGAUGAGGCUCAUCCUCAACUGUUGGAUUUGAUUCCUAAUGAGAGAAACUGGCUGGUGAAAAGAGAGGAUGAUCAUAAUCUUGAAGAAUCAAAUGAAAAGAAGCUUGAGUUAAGGCUUGGUCCACCUGGUGUUGAAGAUUGGUCUGUCUCUUUAGAUGCACAAAAAAACCACAAAUUGCCACAAAAAGCAGCUCAGAAAAGAAGUGCACCUGCCCCAGUUGUGGGAUGGCCUCCAAUAAGGUCAUUUAGGAAGAAUAUUGCAAGUAGCAGCAGUUCAAAACAGGCUCCUGUUUCUGAUUCUCAAAAUGUUGUUGUUUCAAACAACGUUGUUCAGAAGGAAAAAACAGUGGAAAAGUGUCAGAAAGGUUUCUUUGUGAAGAUCAAUAUGAACGGUGUCCCGAUCGGUCGAAAAGUUGAUCUUAAUGCUUAUGAUACAUAUGAAAAGCUUUCUGUUGCUGUUGAUCAACUCUUUAGAGGACUUCUUGCAGCUCAAAACGACACAUCCGGAGCUCGGGUUAACGGUAACCGUGAACACGAAAGACCGAUAACCGGUUUGUUAGAUGGGAAAGGGGAAUAUACUUUAGUUUAUGAGGAUAAUGAAGGAGACAGGAUGCUUGUUGGGGAUGUCCCAUGGCACAUGUUUGUUUCUUCAGUUAAGAGGCUGCGUGUGAUAAAGAGCUCGGAAAUUUCUAACAUAUCGCGUUUGGGAAGUAAGGAAGAGGAGUAAAGUUUGAUGAUGGUAGAGUGUUAGCUUUUUGCUGCAGUGUUUUGUUUAUAUGAAUCAAGUUGGAUUGAAGAAGAAGAAGCUAUUGUUGUUGUGUUUUGGUUGGGAGAAUCAUAUUAUGUAACAUUGGUUUUUCUAAUCAAAUUUUCUUCACAUUUGUGAUGGUUUAGUGUUAAAAACUUGUGGGAAUAUCAAGUUUAGAUUUUUAGUAUGAUUCGUCUUUUC